AUGAAUGCAUGAAAUAACAAAGCAGCAGUAAUGAAGCGAUUAUUGAUUAGUACAAAAAAAAAAAAAAAAAGAGAAUUUUGGGGAGCACUCAUCAACCAUGGUGAUGUUGUUUGCACACACAGAUUCAGUAGUCACUCACUAGUUCUCGGAGAAAACCAAGUGUCAGUAAUAACUAACAAGCAAAACAGAAAAGAAUACGGAUUCGAUUCGGAGAGAUCAACCAUGAAGAACGACCACAACAACAACAACAACAACAGCGCCGAGCAUAGCAAAGACACUACCGUUGGAAUCCUAGAUUCCCGAUUCAACCAGACCCUCAGAAAUGUUCAAGGGUUACUCAAGGGUCGUAACAUUCCUGGUAAAAUAUUAUUGAGCCAGAGGGUUGAAUCUCCCGAUUACACAAGCUUAUCCUCACCGACUUAUAUAAGGAGCUCCUCAUACAGUGAAACUGGCACAAGUGACCAGACAUCUGAGACGGUAGAGGAGGAAGUUCACAGUACAAGUAAACCAUUUGGUAUUCCCAAUGACAAUAAGUUAAAAAUAUCAGCAUCCAAUGUAGAGAGCUCAUCCGAAGAAGUCCGGAAAUCUUCCAUGGGUGCAAGAGCUACAGAUUCUGCAAGAGUUAUGAAGUUCACUAAGGUGCUUUCAGAGACAAUGGUUAAAUUAGAGAAAUUGCGUGAAUUUUCUUGGAGUGGUGUUCCAGAUUAUAUGCGUCCUACAGUGUGGAGACUUCUCUUGGGAUAUGCACCACCUAAUUCAGAUAGAAGGGAGGGAGUUUUGAAAAGGAAGCGCCUUGAGUAUCUUGACUGUGUUUCUCAGUAUUAUGAUAUUCCUGAUACAGAACGCUCGGAUGAUGAGAUCAAUAUGCUUCGCCAGAUUGCUGUUGAUUGUCCAAGAACUGUACCUGAAGUUUCAUUCUUUCAACAACAGCAAGUUCAGAAAUCAUUGGAGCGUAUUCUGUACACAUGGGCCAUUCGGCAUCCUGCAAGUGGAUAUGUUCAGGGGAUAAAUGAUCUUGUUACGCCAUUUUUAGUUGUUUUCCUAUCAGAAUACUUGGAAGGGGGCAUAGAUAAUUGGUCAAUGUCUGAUUUAUCUUCAGAUGAAAUCUCUAAUAUAGAGGCCGACUGCUAUUGGUGCUUGUCAAAGUUGCUUGAUGGUAUGCAAGACCAUUAUACGUUUGCCCAACCAGGAAUUCAAAGGCUUGUUUUUAAGUUGAAGGAAUUGGUCAGGAGGAUUGAUGAUCCUGCUUCAAACCAUAUGGAGGAGCAAGGAUUGGAAUUUCUUCAAUUUGCUUUCCGCUGGUUCAACUGUCUUCUAAUCCGCGAGAUACCCUUCCAUCUUGUCACACGUCUUUGGGACACAUAUCUAGCUGAAGGAGAUGCCUUACCAGAUUUCCUUGUGUAUAUAUCUGCCAGUUUUCUUCUAACGUGGUCUGACAAGCUCCAGAAGCUUGAUUUCCAAGAGAUGGUAAUGUUCCUUCAGCACCUUCCAACUAAGAACUGGACUCAACAGGAGCUCGAGAUGGUACUUUCUCGUGCAUUUAUGUGGCACAGUAUGUUCAACAACUCUCCGAGUCAUUUAGCUAACUGAGCAAGCAAGCAAUUGCGAUUUUCUGUAUUUAGUCAUUCUAUUUUCUUGGUUUUUCCUCACUUCCCAUCCAACUUUUUUCCCCUCUAGUGUGAGAUGAACUAAUUUUUUUAACCAAUUUUUACAUGUAUUUUGCCUUGUAAUAUGUUUGUAAAGGAGAGGUAAAAAUAAACAGAAGAGAGAGAGAGAGAGAGAGUUUUUUGUAUUAAUUUUUUUUUAUAUACAUAUUUUUGUAAAGCCAGCAAGCGAUAAUAGUUACUUUCUUUCCAUUUCUUGGUUGAAUUCGUAGGUUUCAAAUUCAAUAAUAUUAAUGACUUGGAGCA
Molecule: messenger RNA, 1910 nt
Organism: Glycine soja
Lineage: Eukaryota; Viridiplantae; Streptophyta; Magnoliopsida; Fabales; Fabaceae
Product: GTPase-activating protein GYP1-like
Exons: 10
Coding region: 31-1590 (519 amino acids)
Biological process (GO): activation of GTPase activity
Molecular function (GO): GTPase activator activity
Source: RefSeq, a predicted model, not a curated record